Messenger RNA from Pterocles gutturalis (yellow-throated sandgrouse), 945 nucleotides. RefSeq names its product olfactory receptor 6C1-like. The record is from RefSeq and is a predicted model, not a curated record. Lineage: Eukaryota; Metazoa; Chordata; Aves; Pterocliformes; Pteroclidae. Gene Ontology annotation, molecular function: G protein-coupled receptor activity; olfactory receptor activity. Gene Ontology annotation, biological process: G protein-coupled receptor signaling pathway. Gene Ontology annotation, cellular component: membrane.
AUGGAGAAUCAAAUAACAGUGAUGGAGUUCAUCCUCUUGGGUGUUGCUGAUGAUGAACUCCAUUAUGUGCUCUUUAUCAUCCUGUUAGUCAUCUACAUCUUGACUUUAACAGGUAAUGUUCUCAUCAUCACCAUCACCUUGAUAAACCAUUGUCUUCAGACUCCCAUGUAAUUCUUCCUCAGGAACUUCUCCAUCUUAGAGAUGGGCUUUACUACCACUGUCAUCCCCAGAGUGUUGGCCAACCUGGCAUUAGGCAAAAACCCAAUUUCCUUAAGGGGUUGUCUCACUCAAACUUUUCUUUACGCAAUGCUAGGUACCACUGAGUUUCUCCUGUUAGCUGUGAUGUCCUUUGACAGGUAUGUGGCCAUCUGCAAACCACUACACUAUGUGGCCAUUAUGAAUUCACGAGUCUGCAGCCUGCUGGUGAUUACUGCCUGGAUUUGUGGGCCUGUCCUCAUUCUUUCUCUAUCAGUGGUAUAUUUCCAGAUGCCAUUCUGUGGCUCAAACAUUGUUAAUAGUUUUUUCUGUGAUACCACACCAAUGGUUCAGCUCAAAUGUGGAAAUACCAAAGUCCUAGAGAGCAUGAAUUUCAUCUCAUCAGUGUUCACCAUACUGGGCAGCCUAGCUAUUAUAGCUGUAUCCUACAUCAACAUCAUUACUGCUGUGGUCAAAAUCCCCUCUGUGGUGGGCAGAUAUAAAGCUUUUUCCACCUGUGCCUCUCACCUCACUGGGGUGUCUAUCUCACAUGGCAGCUGCAUCUUCAUGUACCUCACACCCACCCAGACCAACAGAUUGGACAUCAGCAAGGUGGUGUCCAUCUUGAACACUGUGGUAUGUCCUCUGCUCAAUCCAUUCAUCUAUAGCUUGAGGAACACACAGGUUCAGGAGGCCUUAAGGGAGAGCAUCAAACGGAGUAUAGUCAUUUCAAAACACCCAGAAAUUUGA